UGUGUCAAUGUAUUGAAAAUACACUCGUACCACGAGUCGUAUACCUAUAUAGAGGUUGUAGUAGCAGCGGCAAAUCGGAAGCUCAUCCGGGUUUUGUGAUUGUAUUCGCCCGUGCAUAUUCUCGCAAGCAUCGCCGAAGUGGGCCGGCGAGUGUCGCGAUAGCGCCCCUGCACAUUUCCAAGAUCAAUGACGAUACUUUAGUAAAUGUAGCUCAAUAGUUUCGUUUAAUCAUGUCUGAGUCUAAACGCAAAGAUAGUGUCAGCAAAGUGUCUCAAAAACAAAAUGCUGAAGAUGAUUUGAAUCUUGCACAGAUUUUAGAAGGUAUGACUAAUGAAUUCAAUAAGUCUGGGCCCAAAAAGCCUGCAGAAUCACCGACUAGAAGAUCCAGUCGAAUUGAACCUGGUGCUCGAAAGCAAGAGAAAUCACCUUCUAAAUCACCUUCCAAAUCGUUGGAAGAGAAUAAUAAAACAAACAGAUUUAAUAAAUCUUUGAAUCAAACUGAAGAAACUAAAGUAAUCAAAGAAAAUAUUCCUGAAAAGAAGGUAGAAAAGAAUAAAAGUGAAGAAAUGGGUACAAAAUCAGACACAGCUGUUAAAAAAGAUAGUCCUAAAAAAGAUGGGAAUGCUCAUCGCAUUGUACUUACUUUUAGAACUAUUGAUGAAAAUACUGAUCAUGGUAAAAAAACUAAAAUCUCUAGUACUUCAAAUUUGUCACUUGUGCCAGAUGAACUAAAUAAUUGUGAUCAAAUUGGUGGAGUGUCAGUAAAAAUUGAAAAUUCUGAUGAGCAUAGUAGUGAUGAUAAUAAAUCUGAAGUCAAUCGUGAACAAGAUGAUAAAAAUAAAGUGGAAAAUGGUGGUAAAAGUGAUAGUGAAGCAGUUAAAAGUUCUCCCGAAAGCAAAGCAGAGAAUCGAGCUUUGAAUGCAGUGAUUGAUGAAUCUUCAAAAGAGUCUGAAUCAAUGACGCCUCCACCUGUAAAGCGAAGAAUGAAACGUCAGAGAGAUUCCAGUAUCGAACCAGAAUUGAAAAGAUCAGCUAGAAGAUCAAAUUCUUCUAAAUCUGUCUUGGAAAGUGCUAUGGCUAUGAAAGAAAAAUUCAAUCUUAGUGAGGAUACAGUAAAGCGCAAGUACAGUAAACCAGGGCGGCCCAAAAAAAUUGUUGCUGAAAAUUUAGAUAAAAAGAACAACAUGCCUCCACUAACCCCCAUAGAAACAUCAAAAAUUUCUGUUAAAAAAGGUACUCCCCCUAAAGACAUACCUAAAUCUGUGGAACCAAAAAAAGAUUUGCCUAAGAAUUCUCCAAAGGAUAACGUUUCUAAAGUAUUGACAAAAAAGGCAAUUGGGCUAAAAUUAGUCAAAAGACCCAGUUCUGAAUUAACAGAGAAUAACAAAGAACCAAGCAAAAUUGCUUCUAAAGAUAGCAGUCCCAAAUCAACAAUAAUAAAAUCUUUCUCUUUUGGAGAACUUGUUAAAGGUAAAUCACCACCAGAAAAAAAAGAUAAUAUUCCUAAGUUAAAACCCAUUGAAACCAUUAAAGCAAUUCCAAUGGAAAUUUCUGAACAAUUGCCUGAAGUUAAAAAUGAUAAAAUAACAAAUAAAGUGGAGAAAACAACAGCAAAAGUAAUUCCAGAAGCAAAAGAAUCUCUGUUAAAAUCAGCCUACGACAAAAAAGAUGAAAUUCCUAAAUUGAAACCAUUGGCUCCCAAAAUAAGUCUAGAUAAGAAAAAUUCUCUUCCAAAGCUGUGUCCUUUGAAUACUGUAAGAACCAUCAUACCUGUAAGUAAUUUCAUGCACUGUAAAAGUGAUUCCCAGAAAUUGAACAAAUAUGAAGGAAUGCCCAAGCUGACACCCAUUGUUAAAACUCAAGAUAGUGGUAAAAAGUUUGCUUUUACAACAAGUGAGAAAACAGUUCAUGCUGUUUCUUUAUUAAAAAAUUUCAAUGGAUCAUUCUCAAGACCAACCAUCAUCAGAAGUAAAAAUGGUCAGAUCCGUAUAAGACCAUCAGCGAGUGCCAAAAAAAUGGUUUAUACCAAUAUUUUAGAUGAAAACGCAAAACAAGCUGUUGAAACCAAUAAAGUUGAGCAAGAUGACGAAGGAAGUACAAUACCUAUAAAAAAACCACGAAGAAGUCUGAUACUUACCCCGGCUAUUGCUGAAAGUUUUGCAUCAACAACUGACUCAACAUCAGUUACAAAAACUAAAAUGUUGAAAUCGAAGCUGGAUUUGAAAUGUUUGUGCGAAGUUCGUUCGCAAUUAUUUGUGACAAUUACCACGGCAGAUACACCAUUGCACUGUACUGCCUUGGAUUCUAUUGAUAACCGAAUUGUUGGUUGUGGUAACGAAGUGGAUCGCGAAGAUGUAGCCAUGCGAAGACCAAGUGCUAAAAUACCAUACAUAAUACUUUGCCGCACGCAUAAAGAAAGACUCAUCAGACACAACUGCUGUCCAACAUGUGGUCAAUUUUGCUCUCAAGGUAAAUUUGUCCACUGUCCGUAUGGACAUCAGUAUCAUCGACAUUGCGAAUUGAUACUCGACAAUAAAUCGCACUGUCCUCACUGUGAAAACGACGAUCGCUGCGUCGAUGUAAUCAUCACUAUGGGAUCUAAAUUACAAAACCUAACAAAUUCUUGUAAACUGAAAGAUGGAAGAGCAAAGAUGAUAAUUCCAGGCAAAGCUGAUAACACGAAACUUGCAGAAAUGCCUGUAAAGAAGAAAUCGAUCGAACCACUCAUUGAUCCUAAGCUUAUCCAGAUUCCGGAAUCAGAAGUCAGCGAAAAGACUGAGCGUUUUACGCAUUUGUGUUUAUUGAAUGCCGUGAAGGAAAAUGAUCUGCAGAAAUUGGUCAAUGUAUUGGCCAAUGGCUUCAACCCCAAUCAUGUGUUCAGAGAUCAAGGUCAUCGUACUGCAUUGCACAUGGCCGCUGAGAGCGGUUCUUUGAGCUCUGUCCAUGUUCUUGUGCAAGCUGGCGCUCAAGUUGAUGUGUUUGACAGAAAUCAAUCAACUCCCUUAAUGCUAGCUGCCGUUUCAGGCAAUGCUGAUGUAGUUCGGUACUUAAUAAGGACCGGCAGCGAUUCAACUCUGAGAGGCGAAGAUGGCAUGACUGCUUUGCAUAUGGCGGCAAAAUCUGGUCACUUGGAAGUUUGUAAAGUAAUUCAUAGCGAAUGUAAAGUGCCCAGAUCCCUUGUUGAUUCUGUUGAUGACGGAGGUUGGACUGGCUUAAUCUGGGCAUGCGAGUUUCGACAUACAGAAGUAGCUCGCUUUUUACUAGAGUGCAAAUGUGAUCCUUUGAUCCGUGAUAAUGAACAAAACAUUGCUCUUCAUUGGAGUGCGUACAGCGGUUGUUCUGAAAUUACAGAGUUAUUACUCGAUUUGGGAAGCGAUGUCAAUGCGGUCAAUGUUCACGGUGACACUCCACUCCACAUUGCGGCACGUCAAGAUAGAUACGCUGUCAGUGUACUUCUUUUAUCAAGAGGAGCCAAAGUGAACGAGGUCAAUAACAACAAAGAAACAGCGAUUGAUUGUUGUACCGUUGAUGGUGACACUUUGAGAGCCCUGCGAUUGAAUUUUAGAGUCAAUCAACGAGCCGAACAAUUGAUGGAAAAAACUGUUAAGAUUUUAACAAAUGAUAUUACUAGAGGAAAAGAACGUAACCCUAUUCAGUGCGUCAACGGUAUUGAUUAUGAAGAUAUACCCACGGACUUUGUAUAUGUUACUGAAAACUGUUUCACCAGCUCUGUUAACGUUGACAGAACAAUAACAUCUCUUCAAUCGUGUCGCUGUGAAAAUAAUUGUAGCUCGGAAACAUGUCUCUGCGGAACUAUAAGUUUACGCUGUUGGUAUGACGAACAAGGAAAGCUUAUACCCGAGUUCAACUUUGCUGAUCCUCCUAUGCUGUUUGAAUGUAAUCAGGCGUGUGAUUGCAACAGAAUUCUUUGUCAUAACCGUGUUGUGCAACACGGAACAUCCCAACGAUUCCAAUUAUUUAGAACAGAAGAAGGAAAAGGAUGGGGUUUACGAACACUUAAACCCAUUGCCAAAGGAACAUAUGUUUGCGAGUAUGUCGGAGAAAUAAUUCCAGACUCGGAAGCUGAUAGCAGAGAAGAUGAUUCUUAUCUAUUUGAUUUAGAAAAUCGGGAUGGAGAGACUUACUGCAUAGAUGCUCGACGGUAUGGAAACAUUGCCCGUUUUAUUAAUCACUCUUGCUCCCCAAAUUUACUAUCAGUACGAGUUUUCAUCGAACAUCAGGAUCUGCGUUUCCCACGAAUAGCACUCUUCGCAAGUAGAGACAUAGAAGCUGAUGAAGAAUUAGGAUUCGACUACGGGGAGAAAUUCUGGAUCAUAAAAUGUAAAUCUUUUACUUGCACUUGUGGUUCAGAUAAUUGUCGAUACUCCGAUAAAACGAUACAGUCGACUUUAGAUAAUUACCGUCAAAGAGUUCAACGUCAAGGAACAGUUCAAAAGCCAAACUCUUCUGAACCAAGCUUGUGAAUCACUCCCCUAGCUUCAAAUGGUAGCUUUUAAUUUAAUAGUUUGACAAUUAAGUUUUAAAAUUUUCACGGCGUGAAUUUUUUUAAAAUUGUGAAUUGACAUAUUGUUAUAGGUUGAUUCUAAACUUAGUUACUACAAUCGUUCUUUAGAAAGAUGUUUUUAUGGUACCAUUCAACUUAAUUGCCAUGAAAUUAUACUGAAUGAAUCAUGUUCAGUAGAUAUUAAAGUUCUAUUUAUUAAUAAUUUAAUUAUAAAUAUUUUACUUGUUGUAAAAUUUAGCUAAUAUUUAUUCUUAUUAUGAGGUAAACAGAUUGUGUUCUAUGCAGGUAUUGCCUCGUCACAUUGUUUUUAUGCACUAAUUUCAUAUAAAUCAUUAGCUUUUUAUAUGUCACAAAAACAUCAAUUGUAUUAUAUUCACAAAGACUUGAUCAAAUUUGUAAUUAUUAAAAUUUUAAGGAGGUAUUUCAGAUUUCUGAUGAAUAUUCAAUUAAAUUAAGAUGCUGCUUUAAUUGUUGAUUCGUCAUUUUUGAAAUAAUACUGUAAAUUAUGAGUAAUUAAGUAAAAGUGCUGUAAAAAUUUGCAUCGUGUAUAUUAUAUUAAACUUAUAAUAGAAAAAUUCAACCGGUACUGUAAUACGCUAUUAUACUCACUUAAAUGUUCAAUUAGGUUUGGAUAAAUAAUUUGGAACGUGUUUUGAAUCUCACAUCAUUCGGAUGUAUUUAUAAAAUGAGUUGACGCAUUCAAUCACUAUGAAAUUAUGUUUAAUUCCUGAGCAAUAAUUCGAAUGAAAAUUGCACAAUACUAUAUCUGUACUAGAAAUGAAGAUUUCCAUCGUCAAUGACAAUUAUGGUAUUUCUUAAAUCCGAAAAUCUAUAUUAAAAAUUUUUUAUAAUUGAUGUACAUAUGCGUUUUUGGAUUGAAUAUAAAUUUAAAGAGAAGCGUAGAUGAAAUGAGCUUUUUCAUUUAUGUCAAAUUUACCUGUAAAUCUUUAGCUAAUAAUUAAUUUUGUACAAAUUACUUGCAUACUAGUAAGUAAGAGAUAAAAUUUGUUUUUAAGUUACAAUCAAUAAA
Trichogramma pretiosum is the source of this 5555-nucleotide messenger RNA. It is a transcript of the gene G9a, whose product is annotated as histone-lysine N-methyltransferase EHMT2. Gene Ontology annotation, cellular component: nucleus. The record is from RefSeq and is a predicted model, not a curated record. The transcript has 11 exons. Bases 231 to 4484 code for a protein of 1417 amino acids. Gene Ontology annotation, molecular function: zinc ion binding; p53 binding; histone methyltransferase activity. NCBI's taxonomy places the organism in Eukaryota, Metazoa, Arthropoda, Insecta, Hymenoptera, Trichogrammatidae.